Pterocles gutturalis (yellow-throated sandgrouse) is the source of this 338-nucleotide messenger RNA. RefSeq names its product protein FAM72A-like. The annotation marks the transcript as partial. The transcript is spliced from 3 exons. Gene Ontology annotation, cellular component: cytosol. The record is from RefSeq and is a predicted model, not a curated record. Lineage: Eukaryota; Metazoa; Chordata; Aves; Pterocliformes; Pteroclidae.
CCACUGCUUACUGCUAUAUUUUUACCUUCCUCCCAUCCAGUACUGUCGAUUUCAUCGGGAGCUGCUAUUUUACCGAGAUCUGCAAAUGCAAACUGAAGAACAUCGCGUGUUUGAAGUGCGGUAACGUCGUCGGUUACCAUGUGAUUUCCCCCUGCAAGCCCUGCCUGCUGUCCUGCAACAACGGCCACUUGUGGAUGUUCCACAGCCAGGCCGUCUUUGGCAUCAACAGACUGGACCCUUCUGGUGUGAAUGUAUUGCUCUGGGGCAACUUGCCAGAUUUGGAGGAGAGCACAGAUGAAGAUAUGUCCUGCGUCUCUGAGGAGGAGUAUAUCAGAUAA